Messenger RNA from Lachancea mirantina, 1002 nucleotides. NCBI's taxonomy places the organism in Eukaryota, Fungi, Ascomycota, Saccharomycetes, Saccharomycetales, Saccharomycetaceae. The record is from the annotation of a GenBank genome assembly.
AUGAAUCUCGUCAAAAGUCUCGCUGGAGCCUCUGGGCAAUGGCAACAUUAUUUAAUGGACAAUGUUCCUUAUCUUGGUCAAGUCAUUGAGUGCGAUUUGAUUUUUAUAAUGUGCAGGGCUUCUUCUUCAGAAAUUCGGUGUAUUCAAAUUGGUGAACCUCGGGUUAAAGAGCAAGCCCUCACACAAGGUUUCGAUGAAUCUUCCACCAGUGACUUGUAUACACGUUUUCUAGCUGCCAUUAGAGUCCCGACUGAUGAUCUUCAUAUAUAUAAGCAGGCGAACAGUGUAGCCUUUGAGCUGUGUGUUACCCAGGACAUCAGAUUGCACCUUAAAUUUAAAUGCAUUGACCUCCAUCCAGAGACGAGGAUUCAAAUUUACAGAUCAAUUGCGUGUUCACGUACCAGGGAUGUCAACUUCAUGAACAGUGCAUUUCAAAGCUUGUUGUCAGUAAUUACAAGGAAAGAUGAGGCCCUGCGAUAUUUGAAAGACACCAUUAAAGACUUAGGAUACAACAGCGUGCUUCAAAAAUGGGCACCACCAGGUUCGUUGAAUGAGAUUGUCUCAGAUGAAUUUGAAGUUGAACGUUGGUGUCGAAAUUAUGUCCAUUCUUUGCUGAGUUCCACACAAGGUUUGAAUUCACUGUCAUCUGCCGAGAAAAAUUCCAAGAUUCUCACAAGAUUGUAUUCCGAGGUCCACUCUUGUGAAUCUGUAACUAUAAAAGGGAGACGACGCUUGUCAGGUGGCUUGAAUGAUGUCACUUCAAUGGACAGUUUUCAAGACAGUUUCAAUAGUCUCGAUGAGGGAGCCACAUCUGUUACUGACGAAAGUCAGUCGACUAGAGAAGAGGGCAACGAAUUCAAUUCUGCUCCUAGGACCAGUCAACAGUUACUUCCACCGGUUGAGGAAGAGACACUUUCCGAAGGGAACGAGGCUGGCUCUGGGGCCGAAACGUCACCUUCCAAGAAAAAACGAAGAUUUGGCAAAAUAAAAUCAGACGAUUGA